AUGGUGCGCUCUAACGUGAAAACCCCGCCCCCUGAAAAGAAUGAACAUGCCGCCGAGGCUUUAAAAAAGAAAGUAAGCACCAUAAAUCAUCUUGCACAUUGUGAGUUUAACGCAACUCGUUCUCCCCGACCCCUGCAUAGUAUGAGUGACCCACGUAACAUACACAUUGAUCAUGAUUCCACUGCGCCUUUGCUUACGUGGAGGGUCUACCCCUAUCAGGACACACACAUAUCCCCCUGUUCAUUUCACAAGGACGCAGGGAAAAAUGUUUUUGAAACCCUGCACAAUUUGUUCCUAGAAGAAAAGGAGAGUAACAGACGGAAGCAUGAAGAUCUGUCCGAGCAUAUAGACAAAAUGAAGGCAUAUUUUGAUGAAAAAAUAAACUCCCUUAAGGAUAACACACAUGAAAAUCUGGAGGAGUUAAAAUAUUACCUGGACCAGUUAAACAGAAACAAUAAAGAUAAAGCAACGGACAACAGCAGCUUCGUGGAGGAGUUCGAAAUUGUAAAGAGUGAUGUGAACAAAUUGAAGAAGGAGAAGGAGGAAAAUAUAAAUCUCAUCAAAACGAGCAUGCGGACUUACUUCGACAAAAUAAAGGGGAUGCUAAGCGUAAUGAACGCAAACAUAGAGAGAGUUAAGGAGGAGCUACGGACUUAUAAGGAAAACAAUCAAAUAGACAAUAAAAAAAAAAACAUCGAAAUUUUGCAGCUGAUAAACGAAGAAAACGAGGCACUGAACAAAAAGAUGGAGGAGUCGCUCAACUUGCUAAGCAGCGACAUAUGCGAAGCCAAACAGCAGAUCAUCAACUUUAAGGAGCACAUGGAAAACCAAGUAAAAGACAUAAAAAACGAGAUAGAUACGAAUAAAAGAGAAGUGAACGAGAAAACUAACGAACUGACUAUCAAUCAGAAGAGACUGCUGAACGAUUUUUAUCCUUCCGAAAUGGGAUAA
Plasmodium inui San Antonio 1 is the source of this 951-nucleotide messenger RNA. RefSeq lists its product as hypothetical. Lineage: Eukaryota; Apicomplexa; Aconoidasida; Haemosporida; Plasmodiidae. The record is from RefSeq and is a predicted model, not a curated record. The transcript is spliced from 3 exons. Bases 1 to 951 code for a protein of 316 amino acids.